CUCAUCUACCCCCUCUGUAGUCUUGCUAAGGCUGAGAACUCCAUUUCUACCUUUCCUACCUCAUGAUAUGCGCACGACAAGUAUUUCGGUGCUUUCGCGCCGUAGAGCGCUUCGGUGAUCGCGUCACUGGCGCAGCGGGGCCCUGGUUCGUCGGCAUGGCUGCUAUCCUCGUCUCUGCAGGAGCGUUCGCUUUCUUCGAGGUUAUUCUUCCAACCAUGUCCCAUCCCAUCCUCAGCUUCUUCCCCUGCGCUCUCAUCGCCGCCAAUCUCGGGUUUCAUUACUAUACUGUAUGUACUGUUCGACCAGGCUUUGUUGAUGACGUCCACCCGGUGUCUUCCUCACCCGAGCGACCGCCAGAAGGAGGACCCGGGUUGUUUUGGGCGAAGAGGAAGGGGGCAACAGACCACAUGGAAGGCGUAAGGUGGACGCGAGCGUUGAACGUGACGCCUGCAAGCAUGAGCCGAUGCAAGAAGUGUGGGGUUGUGCGACCGGAGAGGGCGCAUCACUGCCGAGUUUGUAAUCGCUGCGUAUUGAAGUACGACCACCACUGUCCUGUGAGGAUAAACCAAUGUGUGGGACUUCAUAACGAGCGGCAUUUCGUCCUCUUUAUGGCAUACCUUGUCCUUGCGACAUUCUUUCUCAGCGUAUGUGGGUUUCAAAAGGCUCUUGAUGCGCUUGGUUUCAACUUCAUCGCAGAUUGGCCAUAUCUUACCCCAGAGAUUCUUUACGUGCUCAUAUAUAUGCUCUCAGUCGUCAUGUGCCUUGCGGUUGGUAUCAUGCUCUUAUGGCACAUGUGGGGUGUCGUUAAAGGCGAGACGGCUGUCGAGAGUCAGGAUCACGAAGUGUACCGCAAAAUAGCGCGGAGCAGAAAUGACAACUUCGUCAAUUCUUAUGAUCUAGGGAAACGACGGAAUCUAGAAGUGUUCUUCAACAUAGGGCCCGACGGAUACCCGUGGUAUACCCUCCUCCUCCCAUUGCGUGUACCAUCAUACACCGAUGGCCGCUCCUGGGCGCGACGUGAUGGAUUUGAUCGGCAUGGCGGAGUGGUCGCGGGGGAGGAGCUGACAGACGAAGAGGAGUCUGAAGAGCCGUAACGUCAACCUAGGGCAGUCCUUUGCAGGUUCGGACGUGGCGGUAAUGAGAGACACUUCCCAUCUCUUCCCAUCGUAUGUCGCCUUGGAAGCUUUGAGACCGGCCGAGCAUUCCCGAGCGUGCCCGGUGUCACCCGAAUUCCGACGCAGGACACGCUAAGUUCCAGACGUCCAUACUUACUGUACUUUAUCGAUGUCCCAGCACUCUUGCCGCUAAUAGC
Coniophora puteana RWD-64-598 SS2 is the source of this 1312-nucleotide messenger RNA. Its product is annotated as zf-DHHC-domain-containing protein. NCBI's taxonomy places the organism in Eukaryota, Fungi, Basidiomycota, Agaricomycetes, Boletales, Coniophoraceae. Bases 63 to 1094 code for a protein of 343 amino acids. Gene Ontology annotation, molecular function: palmitoyltransferase activity. The record is from RefSeq and is a predicted model, not a curated record. The transcript is spliced from 10 exons.